Messenger RNA from Humulus lupulus (European hop), 340 nucleotides. Its product is annotated as protein EXPORTIN 1B-like. The record is from RefSeq and is a predicted model, not a curated record. Lineage: Eukaryota; Viridiplantae; Streptophyta; Magnoliopsida; Rosales; Cannabaceae. The transcript is spliced from 4 exons. Bases 62 to 307 code for a protein of 81 amino acids.
GAUUACCCUGGGAUAUAUAUUUGAGUCUCCAUUGCUUGAAACGCUGCUGAAUUUUUUCCCCAUGCCAUCGUAUCGGAAUCUCACUCUUCAGUGUUUGACAGAGGUUGCAGCACUUAAUUUUGGAGAUUUCUACAAUGCCCAGUACGUUAAGAUGUGCACCAUAUUCAUGAAACUGUUACAGACCAUGAUUCCUCUUAAUACAAACAUUCCUGAGGCUUAUGCAAUUGGUUCCUGCGAAGAGCAGGUAAAGUUGUUUUUGGCGCUUCAAAAUUUAAUGAAGACCAUUUUUUAUGUGUUCGCUCAAUAAUUGUUUAUUUCUGGCAAUGUCUUUUGUUUUUUA